UCUGUCAUGUAACAUAACAUUAGUUUUCUUCUACCAUCACGGCACGAUGCGAUGUCUUGACGCUUUGGAAAUUACGUCCGGCUAUGGCUACUUGGAUUUGUACUUGCCAUCUUCUGCUAAUAGCUAAUUUAUAAGUGAUUUCGAAAUUAAUUUGAAAGGCAAAUGAAGAUCGCAGCGUAGCCUUUUCCUCUGGCCUGCAAGAUAGGAUAAAUGCCACGUACACCCUGCUUUCUCGACGGCAAUGGAGCUGUGGCAAGAUGGAUGUUUCCAGCGCUGUUUAUUUUGGGAUUGGCACUGCUGCGAUCGCGAGUGGAUGCCCUUAUCAUUCCCACAGAUGGCGGCAUCACGGUUGCUGAUUUGCUAGCAACCCAGGGUAUCUUACCGCAAGGGGUGGUGGACUUGAAGCAACUCAGUACAGGACCUGUUACCACAGCGCUGCCCAUAUCGCCCCUGGCCAUGCACGGUCGGGGAAACUCCUUACCUGAGAGUCUCAUGGCUAUUAAGCUGCCAACCUUUGCUCGCCGAAUGCCACCUCCGCCGAUUCCAAUGGGGCCAAGCCCGCCCCUGCCCCCUAGUGAAAAUCCUUACACGGCGCUGGACUUUGCAGCAUUGAUUAGUUCCUUCUCCCUUGGUGUCCCUGUUAUCGGCUUGGCACCAGGCCAACACCUUACCGUGGCGUAUUUGGGGCUAGACGCAACAGAGGUCGACAGCCCCAUGGGAUCGUACAUAUAUUACACGGGUGCGGCGUUAAUUGACCUCUUUCCCAUCCUCCUCUUCAACGUCCCCACGGAGGCGACCCUCACACUACAAAACGUCACCUUCCUCCUCAAUCGGCUGGAGUUGUACCACUUCCUGAGGUACCUGGCCACCUCCACAAGCGCAUGGCCGUACACCGAGACAGUAACCAUUCGUGAGGGAGUCAUCCAGAUUGGACAGCUCACCACAACAGCUCGUGUAACUAGCGGACCAUCCAACAGCUCUUCGCCCAGCAGGGUAUCCGCUGGCGGCUUGGUGCACUGGUCUGAUGUGACGCUCACAUGUCCAGGUUACGGCCUGCAAGGAACUUUCGCUGCUGCGGCUGCGGCCGUGGUCACGGAUGGCGGCCGACAGUUGCGCCAAUCUGGGCUGGCAGCAAUGAUUGGCAGCAUGACGUCCGGAGCCCUGUUCCUGUCUGUGGCUGCAGAUGUAGCACUGCCCACGGAUGGGAGCUGGCAGCCGGUGCUGCUACCUGCGAAAGUGCUGACAGUGCUGCUUGGGAAGCCGGAACGAAACACAACGAUCGACCUAGCCGGAGUUGAACGCGCAUGGUACACAUCCAGCGAGCACAACAGCAGCAGCAGUAUAGCUGAGGCGGUGCAGAUGUCUGACCUUACACUCAUCAACUUGCCGUACACGACGUCGCCUACCAAGAUGACCAGCCUGCUAGCAUUGAGCUUGCAGAGCUUUGGGAUCGCCAGAUUCAAUUCUAGUUCGUCCGUGGCGCAGCUGGUCCUCAAGCGCUGUACAAUCGUCAUACCUGACCAAGAAAUUGCCUUCCUGGAGCGAGUGUUGCUGAGUAAAAGAACCUCCGCCGGGGCUUCCCCUUCAGUGGAAAAACUAGCAACACUUUUUGCUGUGCUAAAUGCAAAGGGCACACCGAGUGACAUCCCUGGGGCCUCACUGUUCGUGUCGGAGCUACGAUUGGGAACUCAGGUUUCCCUGCUCAACUGCACGCUGCUGUCUGCCAGCUACUACUCGGCGCUGCCAGGUGCCCGGCCGCUGCUGCCACAGUCGCUGCUGUGGCUUCCUGAGGUGCUGCAUGGGGAUGCGGCGACAGCAGCGCAGUGGGGUCCCCUAGGGCUCGGUUUUGCUGAGGGCUUGCAGGAUGCCCUGUCCAACCUUUCAAUGGCAUGUGGGCCAUUGCCAAGCAGGUCACCUGUUACCUUCAUUACACGACCUGAUGAUCAAAGUGUUCCUCAGUUGUUGCCGCCACCAGCUAAAGCAAGCACAAUCCGCAUCACGAGUGGUGACAUGCCAGCGUUUGCUGGCAGGUGCAUUGUUGAGGGCUACCUGCAUGAGCUCGAGGGCAACCGUAUCUUCUCUAACCUUCAGGGCGCCAUCGGCCACGUUGAGCUUCUCCAGCCCAUCACCCUCCGAGGCUUGGUUCUCUACAACCUGGCUCCCGGUGGCAUGUAUCCCUUCGUUGCCAGCGCUGCUCCUAAUGCUACAAAUUAUGGGACAAGUGGAGGCAGCAACAACAGCCAGGGAGCCCCUUUGGUUGCGCCACAGCUGAAUGGACCCGAUGCGGCAUGGACCAACAGCUCCUUGCCACUGUGGUUCUUUUCAUUCACCAGGAAUCCGAGCAGUGCACAAGCGCAGGCCUCACAGCAGCAGGCGCAGGCGGAUAUGCUGUUCCUUGAAAAUGUUAUCCUGGUGGUUCCUGAGUUGGAGUGGCGAGCGUUGGUUGCAGCAUUACUUCUGCAGCAUGGUGGCUUGGGUGCGGCCACAGAGCAGCAUGGACGGCGUCUGUCCGCAAUGACGCUGGAAGAGCAAGGUUCACCACUACCCGGGCCUCCACCAUAUGGAAGGCGCCCACAAAUCCCAGCACCCUCGUUGAGGCGGCUGGCAGCAGACGAGCAGUUGGGCCCACCGGGCUAUGUCAGCAACGGUGUCUUAUUGCAACCAGCAGCUGAUGGUGGUGUAGUUCUGCAAAGUGCACCAUUGCCACCACCGCUGCCAUGGCCACCCCAACCCUCAUCACCACCCCCACCGCGCCCACCCCAGCUACCCCAGCUACCCCGGCCACCCCAGCCACCACCACCAAGGCGGCCCUUUCCACCAUCCUCACCACCAGCACGCCCCUCCACGUCCCCCUCACCACCGAUACCAUCCUAUCCGCCGCCCUCGCCUUUUUACACGGAUACCACCUAUGCAGCACUCCUAGACUUCGCAGCUGCCUCACAGGUCGCUUCGUACAACUACAGUGCUGGCGUGUUGGUCUUGGCAGUCGCAAGGCACUAUGGAUGGAUUGGGACCAACGUGACGGUGACAUACGAGAUGCCGGUGGAUGCACCGAGCGGUGCUAAGCUUCUGUCGUACCCGUCUCCCAUCAGCUUGCCGUACCAGGUGCUUGCAGAUAUGGACAUCAAUGUAAGCAUGCCCACACCUCCGCCAGCCAACAAGGCCGUGGAUGAACUCCUGGCCAACCCACCGCCACCUCCCAUACCAGUACCACCUCUGUUACAAUUAACAAGAGGAUCUUCCGAUCCCAGCUCAGCUGCUGUUGGCAGCAGGGAGCCACCAAUCUCACCAUCACCAUUCCAAGUCGUGCCAACCUCCUCAUCAGGCCCUGUUGACAAUGAGGGUCACCGCCACCGCCCAUACUGGUUAGCCCCUGUUGUAGGCUCCCUAGUGGCCCUCCUAUCACUCCUGCUUCUACUCAUCCUGGCAAGAAAGGGGCUUGCUCUCACUGCCACCAAGCAACAACACCAGCGCCCCGCUGUCAGCCCGGGUGGUACAGACGACAUCCCUCUGGUCCGAGUGGUUUGCAACAGUGAAGAAUCAGACGUCCUUGGCUGCAAGGCCCUGAGGAGCGACGCGGAUUGCAAGGGUGGAGUCACUGGCAGCAGCUCCCGGAGGACUACUACCCUAGACACGAGUGACAGCAGCAGCUUCCUACCCACGGUAUCCGCGACAACCGAGCAUGAACUGGUCACCAGAAGUGUACCCGCCGUGGCCUACGGAACGCCUGCUGCUGGGAGAGGUUUGGGCAGACGUCCAUCAGCUACUGAUGAGCUGCUGCUGAAGCAGAAGCGCCACUGUGUUGUUUCUUUGAAGCCCUACCACGUAGCAUCGUACUGCACUCUGGUGGCAACAACGGCAACAACCACCGCCUCCACUUCAGUUGGUGAGCAGUCAAUGCGGUUACAGCAGCAGCAGCAGCAGGGAAAGGAGCUGCUUGGUGACUGCAAUGAUGGCAGCAAGACAUGCGAGCUUUCUGUUGCUGGGGCACAAGGAAACGGGCAGCAGGGCGUCAAGAGCCUCUUACAAAGCAUGCAGGCGUACUACAGUUGCCUUCAAGUCCCUGCAACCCUCAGCGGUACUCAACUGGAUGAGGAGGAGUGCGCUCAUCGACAACGGUAUCCUCAGCCAGCCUCAGCGGGUAGCCAGGAUGUUCACGAUGACAGCAGCAGGACAACGUCAUCGCAUGUGUCUGUGAGCAUGACCGACUUGCCUCCUGCUGAUGUACCACUGGAGGUCCGUGAGGAGGUUCGUGCCGUGAAGGCCGAUUUGUGGGACCCAGACCUAACAUUCUGCGGAGUGAUAGGGAGGGGCACGUCCGGUGUGGUAUACCGCGGCCUAUGGAGGGGUCUGCGAGUGGCAAUCAAGACAUUGGUGACGUCGGUUGCCACAAUAGCAGGCCCAAGAGGCUUCACAAAACAGUGCGCAAUCCUGGAGUCGGCCAUUUCAAUGAGCUUGUAUCAUCCCAACAUAGUUGCUACUUACAAAUACGACAUAAAGCCGCUGGUCCAAAAGCCAACACCCGCUACCACAAGCCCCAGCACAUCAUCUGGAUCCAGCAUGGCACCAUCCGCAGCUACCUCUGGAACUGGAUCUGACGCGGAGGGUACAGCGGAUGUGUUCAAGCUCUACAUCGUACAGGAGUUCUGCAACGCCGGUACUCUGCGCCGCGCGCUAGAGUACGGCAUGGCUGGCAGCGUCCGUGCCGGUGGGCUGCUCCGGCUACUUGCACUGCGGCUGGCUUUGGAUGUGGCACAGGGCAUGCGGCACAUACACGGCUGCCGCGUCGUGCAUGGAGACCUGAAACCGGACAACGUGCUGCUAGUGAGCGGCCCACGUGUUUCAAGCGAUGUCGAUGAUGCCGAUAACACUGCUCCUUCUUCUGCUGGUGGCACAGCAGCAGCAGCAGUAGCAGCGGGUGCUGAGGAUGCACCCCACACCAACAACAGCAGCAGGGGCCAUUCCGUUGGCAAGUCGGGCAUGGCAGCAGUGAUGCAGCAGCAGCAGCAACUGCAGCAGCUGCAGCUCACAGCCAAGGUGGCGGAUUUCGGGCUCAGCCUGCCGCUGCCCGAGGGAGCCACGCACGCCUCACAACGCUUCCAGGGAACUCCCGCCUACAUGGCUCCAGAGGUCGCGACCGACGGCCAGGUGUCCCCUCGUGCGGAUGUGUGGUCGUUUGGGUUGCUGCUGUUGGAGCUCUACUACGGCUGCAUGCUGUUGGAUCUGAGCACUGUUCAGAUGGCGGCAGCAGCCACAGCAGCCGCGGGUGGAGGAGCAGGAGAGGCGGUGCUCCAAAGUGACGGACAUGCCAGCAGCAGCUGCAGCUGUCCUAAACAGGAGCAGCAACCUUUGCACCAGGUCUUGAUCAAGGAUAUGCUCACCUCAGGCCACCAGUCAUACGCUGAGUUGGUGGCGGCAUGCUUGGCUGUUGACCCGCACAGCCGCCUUGGUUUCGGAGAUAUUGUCAGACAGUUGGAGCAAGAACUGCUCAGCGCUGGCAGCGAUAUGUAACAAGAAGGCAACUGUCAUGAAAUGGGUGCCUGGACGGAAUGGUUGGUGGAUGGAGGUUGGCACGAUUUGGGUUGCAGGAGGAGGGUUCUCGUCAGUAUAGCUUACUUGAAAUUCUCUGUACCCUGCCUGCGGUUUACAAUAACCUACCACCCUUGCCUGGUUUUGGAAGCGCUUGGGGUUAGAAGGCUAGCUAUGCCUGCUACUGUUAUUUAUGGCUACUAAGCAAGAAGAAAAUAGUUACUGUUGGCAUCUGCUUUUGCGUUUUGUGCAUGUUGUACGAAUGUCUCGUAAAGGCGGGAGAUGGAUCCAAACGGCCUGCUGCUGAGGCUGCACUUAUUGUCUACUAGUAAUUUCCAGAUUAAAACAUUUGUCACAGCUACAUAGAAUGGUUUUUGCUUGAGAUGUCAUCACUGGUGGCUGGCACAGAAACGGCCAAAUGUUUCGUACCUGGGUAUGGAUGCUCUGUGUGCGCCAACUUCGUGCUAACCAUGUAUGUACUGUGAUGCCGCAUGCAUGUACGUACAUAUACGGAGAUAGAGCCGCCCCUAUCUUGAGUUGUUCUGUUCGUCCUGUUGCCACAUGCGCCUGCGUGCCUGUUACAUACAACUCUGAACUGAACCUUAUAAUCUACAUACAUGUAUAUCUUUAUAGAGGGUCUCGCGUGCUGGGUGAUGACGACCCGUGGUUCAAUAGGACAGCUAAUGCUCAAAAGCGUCAUGCGUGUUGAUAACAGCGUCUAAGUGAUGUGUUGUCAAGGUUUUGUCCGCGAGGAAGGGAGCAUGCAUUCCGGCUGAUGAGGGAACUCUUUCACGUGCGUGCCUUUGGUUGCUCUUGAGACAGGGUGACGUCUCCGCCGCUUAGCUUUCGGAACCUAAGGAUCCUUAUUAGGACUUGACGUUGUGGGGUGAUGCUGUUAGCCGGCGGACAAUGAGGGAACUUGAAGCAGCUAACUAGCUUACGGUAUCACUUCGCGUUUGCUUUCCUAUGCAACCUAUAAUUUUACUGAAUGGAGGCGUAGCACCCCCCCCACUGAAAAGUGCGUGUUGGCCUGCACUUGCUUAUAGACUGUACAUUGGCGAUUGAAUAGCAAUGUCGUCUGUUGAGUUGAGGUGUGGAUGUUGAAAGCUGCGCUAUAUUGAAAAAUUGGACAGAUUGCGUACGGUAUUUGAGAAAAUGCUUAUUGUGUAUUGCUGGCCUCCGGCUAUCUAUGAUCUGCCGCUAUCGGUGGAGUUAGUGUACGACGAACUAUGGCCAUGUAACCGUGUCCGAAGUUCUAAACUACUCUAAUCUGUAUCUGUCUUAGACACGCAUGCAUGCUUACCUUUCGAUCGGCCAAUCCGCCUCGUAUCAGUAUCUCGUAUCUCUCUCCC
Molecule: messenger RNA, 6881 nt
Organism: Astrephomene gubernaculifera
Lineage: Eukaryota; Viridiplantae; Chlorophyta; Chlorophyceae; Chlamydomonadales; Astrephomenaceae
Source: the annotation of a GenBank genome assembly